Molecule: messenger RNA, 2949 nt
Organism: Puccinia triticina
Lineage: Eukaryota; Fungi; Basidiomycota; Pucciniomycetes; Pucciniales; Pucciniaceae
Exons: 12
Coding region: 1-2949 (982 amino acids)
Biological process (GO): regulation of DNA-templated transcription
Molecular function (GO): DNA-binding transcription factor activity, RNA polymerase II-specific; zinc ion binding
Source: RefSeq, a predicted model, not a curated record
AUGAUGUCAUCCCAGCUCCCGCCCAACCAGCUCCCGCCCAACCUAGCUGAAGAUGAUCUUCAUGCGUCCGCUCAAGCUGAACAUCAACCCCAGAUGGCAUCAACUUCCGCCCAGGACUUCAUCUUCAUCGAUCCGAGCAAUCGAUUUCUCCCCAUGCCCACCCGCAAAAAAAAGAGAGUUUUCACUUCUUGCAGACAGUGCCGCAAGAGGCGAUGCGCCUGCUCGCGCGAACUUCCUUGUUUCGCCUGUGUCUCCAGGGGAGAAGGUGAUCAAUGCGAUUGGACAGGUGCAAGUCCUCAAUUCAUCAAGUCCAAAGGUCAAGUCCACCGGGACCACUUCUUGAGCAGGCAAGAGAACCCUGCCCGCCUCAGGAUCCAGCAAGACAUUCAGGCCCUCGACACCCGUGUUGAAUAUCUCCUCGAUCUCGUCAAGCAACACACUCCAUCCUCCACCGCCGCAGUCACCAAACCGGAAAUAGUGCCGGUGACAAAUUAUCAUGUCGACGAUAUUGCAACCCAGCUCAGUCGGUUCACCUUAAACCAAGCCAUACCCCAGCUACCGAUCGAGCGACCCUUGUCAAACCCUAACGCUCAAAUCUCGGUCAAAGAGGUUGAAGAAUAUGCACAAGAGGAAGAAAGGAAAGCCAAGCCCGCCGUGUUCACGUUCAACAUGGGAUCUGGUAGUCCGGUGACUCCACCUGGUUUGAACAAACAGAACCUUGUCUCAUCAUCUACCACCUCGCCGAUUUUGCAAGGUCUGCUUGGCAUUGGAAAAGGUCCCACCACAUUUGAGGGCAUCAUGGCAGAGCUGCCUAAUUGCAUCCAGAUCAAGGCAUGUCUGGAACAGUUUGAAUACCACAGAGCUUGGAUGCACCGGAUCCUUCAUCGUCCCACUUUCUGGGAACAAGUUUAUGACCAAAUCAAGCGCAACUUUUCGUACACGGAUCAGCGAGCCCAAGCACACUGGCUAGCCAUUUUGUUUUCCGUUUGUGGAUUGGGCUUAUUCAAUAACGUCGUCCAAUCAGAGUCGGCUUUGAAGAACUACGAACUGCCCACUUCAGUCAAAGGCCAGCGCGCCUUAGCCUUGCGCUGGUUUAGAGCCGCAACAAGCUGUUUGGAAGUUGGCAAAUUCGAAGCGGCACCCAGUGUCGAUUCAAUAUCUGCCAUGGCAAUCUUGGCUCAGCUUCCUCUGUAUACGUCGAACGGAGAGACGCUGGGAUUGGCGUUGGACUUCAUAGGAAAAGCUAUAGAUCUAUCAAUGAAGAUAGACUUACACAUCGAUCCAGAUUUGCAUCCGAUACAUCAACACGCUACUGCCUUGGCGAAGCAAAAUCGAAGGAGGUUGAUGGUUGCCUUGUUAUGCCAGCAUUAUAAAAUGGGCGGAUUGCUGUGCCAAGAACACGGACUGCGGCCUCUUUCGCAGUUUUCGGGCCUUGAGCUACCGCUUGACCAAUUUGACGAAGACUUCGAUUCAGUUGAUGGCCAUCUGAAGACGCCCCGCGCUCCUCGAUCUACUCACACCAUCAUGACCGGGGUUCGAUGUCGAUUCCAAGUAUCCCGGAUCUCACAAGAAAUCGGCAUCAUGUUCGGCAACCCUGCCGAGCCUCCAACACAUGAAAAAGUCUUGGCCAUCCACAAAAAGCUCAAAGACCUGGAAUUCGAGUGGCCUGAGACCAUACAGACACAGUUCAAUCCAGCGACUUGCGCAUUCACGCCCCCAUUCAAACUGUUACCGACAAGCUCGCCAGGUCGGCAGGUUCUGCUUAUCGAUAGGUUGGGCUGUUUUGCGGUUUUUGCGGCGGCGAUGAUCCGGCUUCACAGAGGCUUCUUGAUGGAAGUUGACGGCGCCCCUAUCGAAGACCUCAAAAUGCAUCGUGAACAGGUCUACUACUAUGGAAGAGCUAUGCUGGCUAUCCAUCGGGCGGAAUUAUUCCCACUUGAUAAUGUACCUAUACAGUUCUUUGUCUUGUCUGCGACAAUAUCCUUGGCCGUUUACUGUUUAACCAACAACUCGAGCGAUGAAGACGAGAAAUGCCACAUUGUGGCAGACGAGCUCAAGAAAGUAAAAAAUGUACUCAAGAAAUGUACUGCUAUGAGCUCAAUCUUGAGAAGAACUUAUGCUGUCCUGGAUUUUGCGUUGAGCAAGUGGGCAAGGAUCAAGAGCUGUACUACGCCUGUUGAUGGUCGACCCCCUAAGCGGGGCAGGUCGGAACCCGACACCGUGUCGAAUGCUCCAGAGAUGACGAAUUUCCCUCCAAAUCAAACUGACAAUCGACCGGCGGCAAAUCCCGAAGAAAAUCUGUUUGAAGGAUCAACAACCGGUGAAUAUACUGGCGAAGAUUCGCGAUUCAUGGAGAACUUAUUGCGGAGCUUACUACAAAAUUCCACAUGGCCAGACCAAUUUGAGCUCAACCAUGAUCUUCCCCAAAAUCUUGGGCCUGCUGCUAGCCUCACCAGCUCGCCAUGUUUUCAAGGAGUUCCACAGACCUUUGAUUUCGGAAAUCUUUUUGAUCUUCAUUCUGCCGAGUCAGCCGCUGCCACUACCAGCACCCCACAACAUACCACCAGUGGAAACAACUCGGAUGGAUCCUCAGCCACCUAUUUAUCUACCCCAUCAUCUGCCACCAACCAGUUACUUUCGUCUAUGUUCAACAAUCAAGAGCUCAAUUCUUCACCCACAUCCUUGAACCCACCGACAACUUCGUUCCCGUUUGGUGUCGGCUUCGACAAUCCCCAAAAUCCUGCCUCGCCAUUCGCAGAAUUGCCUUAUCCGGUCACCCAUCAACCCGUUAUCAACAGCCGGAAUGUUAGUGGCGGUGUGCCUGGCGCCGUUGAUUCUUCUCUUGACGGUAGCUUUAUAAACGGUCAAUUAGCGGCUCGUAAUCUUAGUACUGCCGGCUAUCCUCUUUCUAGUCAAUUUGAUUUGCCGGUCACCAAUAGCAUUACUUGA